Capsicum annuum is the source of this 1916-nucleotide messenger RNA. Its product is annotated as ribonuclease 3-like protein 2. Gene Ontology annotation, cellular component: cytoplasm; nucleus. Gene Ontology annotation, biological process: rRNA processing; siRNA processing. The coding region runs from base 556 to 1569 and encodes 337 amino acids. The transcript is spliced from 4 exons. The record is from RefSeq and is a predicted model, not a curated record. NCBI's taxonomy places the organism in Eukaryota, Viridiplantae, Streptophyta, Magnoliopsida, Solanales, Solanaceae. Gene Ontology annotation, molecular function: ribonuclease III activity; RNA binding.
AUAUCGAUUUUUGAGUUUCAUAGCUGAACGAUCAAGAGUGUGUGUGUUUGCUACCCGAAUUAUAAUCUAACUAUUUAUCAAAAACCACCAUGAACAGUUAAUAAUUUAGGUGUGUUUUGAUAAAUAGUAGAUGAUAGUUCAGAUAGGAAUCUCAAAAAACUGAAAUACUAUGUGUUUCUGUUAUUAUGUAACUUCUAUGCAUGUUUUUUAAGUUUCAUAGCUGAACGAUCAUGUGUAUGUUCGUUUGCUACCUGAAUUAUAGUCAACUAUUUAUCAAAACACGCCAUGAACAAUUGAUAAUUAGGUAUGUUUUGAUAAAUAGUUGAUGAUAGUUCAGAUCGGAAACUCAAAAAAUCGAGAUACGGUUAGGUGUAUUUUUGUUGUUAUUUAACUUAUAUGCAUCUGCUUCACAUUUCAAAAUCCAUGCAAUCGCCGAAAAAUUGCACGACGAUGACCAACGAAAAUAGGUUUUCGGGGCUGGCGGAGGUAGAUAUUAAAUAACGACAAUAGAAGAGCUAUUGAAGUAUCGAUUUAAGAAUAGGAAGCUUCUAGAAGAUGCACUUACUCAUUCUUCCUAUCCAAAUUCAUCUUCUAUAUUACCAGUACCUCGUUUUCAUUGGCGACGCCGCUCUAAGCUUAGCGAUUUCGAGCUAUUUCUUUGUGACUUAUCCUGAAAUCGACUGUGGUAAGCUUACUGAUCUUCGGGCUAUUAAUGUUAGCACGGAAAAACUUGCUAGAGUUGCUGUCCGGCAUGGACUUUACAACUACCUCUGCCGCGAUUCCUCAAUCCUCGAUGAAAAGGUGAAGGAAUUCGUGAUAGCAGUGAAACAGGAGGAGGAGAUGGAGUUCCAUGGAGGAAUGAUAAAAGCGCCAAAGGUUCUUGCAGACAUUGUGGAGGCAGUAAUGGGAGCUGUAUUUUUGGAUUGUGGCUUUGACGUGAAUGCUUUCUGGGUGAUCUUUAGAGGCCUGCUAGAGCCUAUCAUCAUGCUGAAUAUGUUGGAAGAACAACCUCAGCCUGUAACAAUGCUGUUUGGACUCUGCAAAAAGGAUGGAAAACAAGUUGACGUAGAACAUCGGAAAGAAGGAGAUAAAAACAUAGCUAGCGUCUAUCUUGAUGGACAAUUUAUUGCAUCAGCUUCUUCUGAGCACAAAGAAAAUGCAAAGCUUCAAGUGGCAAAGGCUGCUCUUAAGGAGUUGUAUUAUAACCCUUAUGAUAAGAUGGAUGUUGAAUCUGUUCCAUUGCAGAAAAAAAAGAUGGAUGUUGAAUCUAUUCCAUUUCAGAAAAAAAAGAUGGAUGUUGAAUUUGACCAAACAAAAGAGAGUGAAGGAGCAAAGCAGAAGCUGAACGAGCUUUGCCAAAGAGAGAAAUGGCCCAAACCAACUUACAGAGUAGAGAAAGAGAUAGGUCCUGCUCAUGACAGGAGGUUUAUAUGCUCUGUGCAAAUUGUAAUUGCUGAAGGCAUGCUUUUUUUGAUGGGAGACGAGAAGUCACGAGUAAAAGAUGCAGAGAAUUCAGCAGCCUUAGCAAUGAUCCGGAGUUUGCAGGAAUCCAAGUUCAGUUAUACAUAGUUCCAUGUUCCAAUUCCAGGAUGAAGCAGACAGCAGGGGACAGUGCAACUUGGAACUAAAGCUUACUCAGGUUCUCUCUCGAUUAAUGCAAUAAUCAUCUUUGGUUGCUGCAAAGUGAAUAUUCGAAGCGAUGUCAUAGCUCAAAGUUAAGAAAAUAGAUAACAGAAGAGAGUCACCAGUUAGUACGUGGUAGUGUAAAGACACCAGACCUAUACCAUAGCAGACUGAGCUCUGGCCAAUUCAGAUUAGAAUUUUACGAUGAAGCUUUGUAUAAAUACCAUAUAAAGAAAAUGAACCUUGGGCUAGAGAAACCCCAAAAGCUAACUCAUGAGGUGAAAAUUGCGCAA